Messenger RNA from Cavia porcellus (domestic guinea pig), 930 nucleotides. RefSeq names its product olfactory receptor 2C3. Gene Ontology annotation, biological process: G protein-coupled receptor signaling pathway; detection of chemical stimulus involved in sensory perception of smell. Gene Ontology annotation, cellular component: plasma membrane. Gene Ontology annotation, molecular function: olfactory receptor activity. Lineage: Eukaryota; Metazoa; Chordata; Mammalia; Rodentia; Caviidae. The record is from RefSeq and is a predicted model, not a curated record.
AUGGUGGACCCCGCCAACAGAGGCUCUCCCGCUGUGUUUGUGCUCCUGGGCUUCUUAGCCCACCCAUCGCUGGAGCCAGCCCUCUUCGAGGUUGUGGCGGGGUUCUAUGGGGUGUCCAUCAUGGGCAACGCAGUUAUCACGCUGGUCUCCUGUGGGGACGUGUGUUUCCAAACACCCAUGUACUUUUUCCUCACCAAUCUGUCCUUCCUGGACAUGAGUUUCACCACGAGCAUCGUCCACCAGCUCCUGAUCAACCUCUGCGGGCUCCGGAAGACCAUCAGCUACGGGGGCUGCGAGGCCCAGUUCUACAUCUCACACUGGUUGGGUGCCACCAAGUGCGUCCUGCUGGCUGUCAUGUCCUACGACCACUGCGCGGCCGUUUGCAGAUCCCUGCAUGAUGCGGCCCUCAUGAGCCCCCAGCUCUGCGUGGGUUUGGCCUGCCUCUCCUGGCUGGGUGGCCUCAGCACCAGCCUGGUGGGCUCUACACUCACCGUGCUGCUACCGCUGUGUGGGAACAACUGCAUCGACCAUUUCUUCUACGAGAUGCCCCUCAUCAUGCAGCUGGCCUGCGUGGACACCAGCCUGCACGAGCUGGAGAUGUACCUGGCCAGCUUCGUUUUUGUGGUGCUGCCCCUGGGGCUGAUCCUCACAUCCUACGGUCACAGGGCCGUGGUGAGGAUGAGGUCGGCCAAGGGGAUCAGGUAGGCCUUAAACACCUGCUCUGCCCACGUGGCCAUGGUGGCCCUGUUUUAUGGCAGCAUCGUCUUCAUGUACCUGCUGUGGGCCAGGAGCGGCUCCCAUGAGCAGGGCAAGUUAGUGGCGCUUCCCGCGCUCAACCUGCUCAUCUAGUCCCUGAGGAACAGGAACAUGAAAGGGGCGCUGGGCCGCCUGGCACUAGGGACCUGCCACACCAUGGGGGCCCAAAAAUAG